AUGGCGAGGUCAGCGCGACAGCGAUUCGCUGAGAUCUUCAGAGAUGUCGAAGAUUUGAUACUCGAUCACAUCAACCAGCAAGCUGUGUCGAAUCCAAGGUCUAAACUCAAUAUGCUGGUGCCUACCAUUUCUGCCUUUUUUACACCUCUAGCGCUAGAAGAUGCUUUCCGAUACCAAGAUGCGAAGCGUGCCAUCUCCUCCCGUCGUUUUGUUGCCCCCUCUUUCAACGACAUCCGACUGAUCCUCAACACUGCUCAAGUGAUGGCGAUGAUCCAGCCAAAGCCAUACAGACAACUGAAAAUCAAGCUGAACCCUGGACUUGAGCUUUUGACAUUCGAUGGUGAUGUCACACUGUACGAAGAUGGAGCAUCCUUGCAUUCGCCUGAGGCGAACCCAGUGAUCCUGCGUCUCCUUCAUUUUCUGUCUCAGAAUGUCAAAAUCGGGAUCGUGACGGCCGCCGGUUACAUGCAACCCGAGCAUUACUUUAACCGAUUAUCUGGCCUUCUUCUAGCUGUCAAGGAUUCAGAGAAUCUCAGUGCUGCUCAAAAGUCGAAUCUGAUUAUCAUGGGUGGUGAAUCCAAUUUUCUCUUCGUGUUCGACGAAAAGGAAGAACAUUGCUUGCGGUAUAUUCACCGGCGAGAAUGGAUUUUAGAUACCAUGAAACACUGGUCAGAGUCAGCCAUCCAAGAGCUUCUCGACCAUGCCGAGUCUGCGUUUCAAUCAUGCAUUCGCACACUUCGGUUGGAAGCCAAAGUACUCCGGAAGGAACGGGCAGUCGGGAUUUACGCAGCUGACCAGUCCAAGAAGCUCACCCGUGAACAACUGGAGGAAACUGUCCUGGUGGUUCAGCAGGUGGUGGAGACCUCGAUCAAUACAGCCAACUCCGAGAAGCCAGCUUCGUAUGCGGACAUCCCUUUUACCGUCUUCAAUGGGGGUGCCGACGUCUUCCUCGACAUCGGAGACAAGUCCCUAGGAGUACAGUCAUGUCAGAAAUGGUUUGGGGGUAUUCCACCUUCUAGCACGCUGCAUGUUGGAGACCAGUUCCUGAGCGGAGGGGGCAAUGACUUCAAGGCUAGAAGUGCAUGCUGUUGCGCGUGGAUUGCCAGUCCAGCAGAGACUGUGGCAUUAUUGGACGAAAUGAUAGCUCUGGCGAAAGGCGAAUAA
This is a messenger RNA of Fonsecaea pedrosoi CBS 271.37, 1164 nucleotides long. RefSeq lists its product as uncharacterized. Gene Ontology annotation, molecular function: magnesium ion binding. Bases 1 to 1164 code for a protein of 387 amino acids. Gene Ontology annotation, biological process: inosine salvage; nucleotide metabolic process; nicotinamide riboside biosynthetic process. The transcript is spliced from 2 exons. Lineage: Eukaryota; Fungi; Ascomycota; Eurotiomycetes; Chaetothyriales; Herpotrichiellaceae. The record is from RefSeq and is a predicted model, not a curated record.